CGUUAGAGUUUCACAUUGUUAGCGCUGCUGACGGCGAUUUAAUUGUUAUUGUUAGCAGGCUAGUUCUUCAGUGAAUACACAGAUGAAAGUGCAUUGAGAAACACUUCAUAUAUGUGAGCGAGAAGCACGUUGACGAGUAAGAAACGAUUAUAACUGAACUAACAGAAGUAUGAACGAUGCGGAAUCAGCCACGAGAAAGCACGCAAGUUCACGAGAGCUACAGACUCCUAAGAAUGAGGAUGCAUAUGAAAUCUCCAUUCCCUUUGAAGAUAACAACUUUGGGCAGCAGGGAGGUUUUUACAACCAGAAUGACCAGAACUUUGAUGGUAGUAAUCCACCAGCACCAGGCAGCUCGUACCUGUUAAUCACCAACUUGCGCACCCAACUGCAGAUCUCACUGGAAAAAAACUCGUGGCUGCAGAAACGCAUUGAGGACCUGGAGGAGGAGAGAGACUUCCUGCGAUGCCAGCUCGAUCGCUUUAUUUUCUCAACUAAGAGUCAGGAAAGCAAUGGUAAUGAUUCCAGGAGUUUUGCUUGGAGGAGGAGGCGAGAGACUGAUCGGGAUCAACAAGCAGAGAGCCAGCUGUCAGCCAACCGCCAAUCAUUCCAGCAGAGGCCAACCCAACAGACCUCAGCCAAUCACAAGGUCAUGAGCUCUUGCCCGGGUCCAGUUAGUGUUCAGAUGAAUUCCAUGUUUGGACCCGCCCACCCUCAGACUCUUUUACAGGGCCACGGUGGCGGCAGCACCAGCAGCAGCUGCAGUAGCAACAACAGAUCUCUUGAACUGCAUGAAUCUCUCUCUCUUCUGGGAGAUGAAGAUGAUGAUGAUGAAUACCUGGAGGAUAGUUACCUGGAGGAAGAGGAAAUGAUGUCUGGAGAGGAUGUUAUAUCAGAAAACAUGUCACUACAGAAUAUGGGUGCAGCUGGAAGACCCACCGGCACUCAUCCAGCUCUGAAGAGGAGGAGGGUCUUCAGAAUUCCCAGAGGGAGGGAGAGACAGCGAGUGAAAGAUGCAGCAGGUGUGUUGUUCCGCUAUAAAAAGAUCCUUGUGACGUACCAGAGGCUAAAGAACAUGUCCAAGGCCUUCCAGAUCCACGGAGUCGAUCGAAACACUGUGGCCUCUACCACACCAAUUGCUGAGCUUCUGCUGGUGGCCCCGGAGAAGGUGGCUGAGGUGGGCGAGUUUGACCCGUCCAAAGAAAAGCUUCUGGACUACGCCCGGCGCUGUUACAUCGCACUCGACCCCCAGACUCUCAGCAAAGUGCAAGCUCUGAAGAAAAACAACCUGCUACUGCCAAUCUCCUACAGGUUGAAAGGAACUGAUAAUCGGUAAUUGGAAGAAAACAAGGAGCGACUGAUUCUUAUCCUGCUGUAUCGUGAAACCCCUGCACUGUAUUUUAUUGUUCUGUAGAACACAGAUUUACCAUCUCAACCUCCACAUUCUGCUGUUCAGAGUACUCUGAACCAAGUCUACUAUUACCUCUGUUCUCCACCACUCACAGCUUCGGAUGGGCUGCAUACUUGUGCUUUCUGGUUUGCUAUUUUUGAUUUCACCCCAUUGUUUCAUAAUGAAGUUAUAUCUGUUGAGUGGUUUUGAUUAAUUGUAGCUACAGUUGAAGGUCCAGAAUAGGCCUGUCACGAUAAUUACAUUAUCAACUUAUCGUACGAUAUAUGGACAUGACCUCGAUAGUUUUUGCUGACCUCGAUAUUGCCCAUUGUGAUUACAUGAGUGUUUGUUUACAUAAGAAUGAAUGUCACCAACAUUUUAACCAGUCAGGCUGCUUCUGUCCUCUCGUCUGCUCUCUGUGUCAGAGGUGGGGCUCAGGCAGCUAUUCCACACACACACAGAGCAGACAGCGACAGGUGAAGAUUAUGUGUUACUCUAGGCUAAUAGGUGUUUUUCCCAUCGACUGCAUAAUUCCAGCCAGAAAGUUUGGAAGUAUAAAUUAACUUUGUUUCAAAGCCGCAUUCCACAGCUCCAGUGUGGGAACAUUUUGGCUUUAAGCCGAAAAAGGAGAGCCUAUUAACAUGAACGAGCCGGCAGGGCUCUACAUUAACACUUGUCCGGGACAAGUGGAAAUUUUGAAAGGGCAAGUGUAGAGCCGAGGAGGGCGGGACCGGGCUGUAAUGACGCAUGCCCGGUCCCCAAUCAGCCUGAUGGGGCGUGCGAGGGAUAAAGGCGGCCGGGGACGACAGUUAGAGAGAGAGAGAAUUACAGGCAGCUGCGCUGUGUGUGUUUAUGUUUGUGUGUUUUUGGUUAAGUUGUUCAUUAAAUUAUUAUUUAAGUUGUCAAGCCAGUUCUCGCCGCCUCCUUUCCACCGAACCCCCUUACACUGGUGCCAAAACCCAGGAAGGAGGAGGGAUGCUCGUCGCAGAGUCCUCGACACUGCCGUCUACCCAGCGGCGCGCCGCUGCCAUCCGCCGGGGGACGGAGUAGCCUGGACGCGGGGAACGGCCGCCGUCCGCGAGGCGAGUGGGGACUGGGCUCCCCGACCACCUGGAGCGAUGGAGCUGCUGCCAGGGGCGGAGGAGUGCCCUGCCGUCCCCUAGAAACGCAGAGGGGUCGAGAGAAGACUGCCGUCCGCAAGGGGAGGAGGGAAGUGACUCCCUGACCGCCUGGAGCGGUAGGGCCGCUGCCAGGGGCGGAGGAGUGUCCCCACGGGAUGCCGGGAACGCGGAGGGGUGUUCUGUCCGCUGGGGGUCGGAGGUCUGACUCCGGUCCGGCCGGGGAGGAGCGGCUGCCGUCCGCCUGAGAGGGUGGAGGAGUGAUCGAGGACCACGCAACGCCGCAUCAGAGAACCGGAGAGCCCAUUAACGUGAACGAGCCGGCAGGGCUCUACAUUAACACUUGUCCGGGACAAGUGGAAAUUUUGAAAGGGCAAGUGUUGAGCCGAGGAGGGUGGGACCAGGCUGGAAUGACGCACGCCCGAUCCCCAAUCAGCCUGAUGGGGCGCGCGAGGGAUAAAGGCGGCCGGGGACGACAGUUAGAGAGAGAGAGAAUUACAGGCAGCUGUACUGUGUGUUUAUGGUGGUGUGUUUUUGGUUAAAUUGUUUAUUAAAUUAUUAUUUAAGUCGUCAAACCGGUUCUCGCCGCCUCCUUUCCACUGAACCCCCCUUACACAGUACAGCUGCCUGUAAUUCUCUCUCUCUCGAACUGUCAUCCCCAGCCGCCUUUAUCCCUCGCGUGCCCCAUCAGGCUGAUUGGGGACCGGGCAUGCGUCAUUCCAGCCCGGUCCUGCCCUCCUCAGCUCUACAGCAAGUUAAAGAGAAUUUUACAGGAAUUUUCAAACGGACAAGUAGCCUGAUUAAAAUCUCAAUAACAAAAGCUUAAUAGCGCGGGAUUGCGGGGAUUGAGUACAAUUUGAAUAAUUCCCGCAUGGUUCACUUUCAAAAUGCGGGGAAUUCCCUCUAUCGCGUUGCCCUCUUUCCCUCUCGCCUUCACUAGUGGUGCAGCGUUCAGCAGCUUGUGAGUGCGAGGAGUUGGGAAGUGCGUAUCUACUGAACUUUAGAUUUUACAUAGGCCUAUAUAAACGGGUAUAAACCUGUUAAUUGGACAUGCGAAUGGAGUUGUACCACGUUUCAAUAAGCCAGCGAUGCGAUAAACAGGAGCAAUAGUUUUAUAAUCAACAAAGCUGUCUUCAUCGCAAGUGCGCAACGUUGGAGGAAUCGAAUUUUGUCUAGUCACAUCGUGGCGCUCCCUCAUAAUACAGCAAGAAAGGCAGAAAUAGCAAAAACGCUUUGUGUAAUUAUACCGUCUGUAGAGUGAAGAGAACGCUUAAAACAGACUUAUGCACCCGUUACAUCUCUCACCUUUCUAGAACUCAUCUACUGUAUGUAUCCGAGGUAUUUUCUCUGCCAUGUGAAUCGGUAAAUUUUAAUAAGUAUAUAACAAUAUACAUUAUAAUAAUAUUAAUACUAUAACAUUAAUAAAUUACACACAAUAAAAACAUAUCUAUUUUUAACAUGCAUAUCUGUUUUGAAUAUACAACAGAACUGAUUUAGCAGCAAGGUUCUCUCAGGAUUUUAUCUGUUAACAUUUUCAAUGCAUUUUGUCAAUAUUAAACAACGCUUUUUAAUGCAACUGGUGAGAAUUGACUUGUACUUUCAAAGAGAUGAUUUACCCAAAAAUUUUAAUUGAGUAACACUUUUAAUUGGGUACAAAAAUGUUCCUUUUGUUAACAUUAGUGAACUACAACAGUUUAAUAAUUGAUUAAUCUUGGUUAAUGUUAAUUCCCGCAUAUAGUAUAUUAAUACAUUUUCAUACAUUAAAUGAAAAAGUUGUAAAUGUUAACAUUAGUUCAUGCACUAUGAACUAACAAUGAACAAUUGUAUUUUUUUUUUAGUAACUAACAUUAACUAAGAUUGAUAAAUGCUGUAAAAUAUUGUGCAUUGUUAGUUCACGAUAGUAACGAAAAGUGUCAAUACAACUAACCUAAAAGCUCAUCUAAAACAUAACCAUCCCAUCCAGUUUUCCAAGCUGGGAACAAAAACCGCAGUUGGAGAUGGAGAGGGGCCUUCCCGACUUUAUUUUUUUGACAUUCCAAUUCCAAUGUCUGAAUGUUCUUGAGAAUUAAAAGUUAAUUGCUCUUUGAAAGGGUGUACUUGUACUAUUAUAUUAUCAUUAUAUCCAUGGCAUAAAAUGGUCGUAAAAUGACAAUAAUAUCGUUUAUCACAAUUAUUUCUGGGACAAUGUAUUGUCCACCAAAAGUAGUUAUUGUGACAGGCCUAGUCCAGAAUUGACAAUUCAAUCAAAUAUAAAUAAAAAAACCUGCAGCCGCUAUGACAUCAGCCCUCUGUGAUGUGUAGCUCUAUGGCAGGGGCGGGGAACCUUUUUCCUGUUAAGGGCCAUUCAACUAUUUACAAAAGUAUUUGCUAGCCAUGCAGUUGCUUGCAGUUUCUGAUUGUUGGUUGAAAGUAACCUAUGCAUUCCAUUACAUGCAUACGCACACACAUAUAUAUAAAAUAAUUUUUUUAUUUUUUUUUAAAGGUCUUUCUAUUAUGCAAUAUUUUGCAUUGUUAUUAUUUUAACUUAUUUUCAAUAAUUAUUUUAAUUGUAUUUAUUCUUUUUUACAGUUAAUGUAAUCAAGGCCAUUUUUCUGUUUUUCAAAUUAUUUCUCAAAUGGCCUUGCGGGUCUUAUACUGCCCUAAAGCCUGGUGGUCCCCAUCCCUGCUCUCUGUGGUGUUGUGUGUUGCUUAGAAGUUCUCUGACUGGGGUCACUAUGUCUAUUCAGCUUGGGCCAGAUUUGUGCCCUAGUUCUCUAUAUCUCGAAGCACUUACCUGACUGACUUAUGGACUUUCCCAAAGUCAUUAUGAGCUAUUGGUUUAGGUUCUUCAGAGAACAAGUGCACUUCACCUGUUUUACACUGCGACUCUACACCAAGCAGCACCUGUACCUGCUCAUGAACCCAUUUGGAUUGGAUUUGUGAAGUUUUUGUGCAUGUGUCUCCUAUUAGACGACACUGACUGUUCAGCAUGUGAAAAGUUUAUAUAGUGUAAAUCAGUGUUAAAACAGUUGGUUAUAGUCCUGGUCUAGUACAUAGUGCAGACACUAAUGAGUAUGAGUGAGCGCUCAAGUGUUCAUGUUUUAACUGGUGCUGAAGUUCAUUCGAAAUGCUCAAAUUUGAGUGUGUGUGGAUGUUUGCCAAAUUCACGCUGUGUGUGUGUGUGUGCACGCUUGAGAUUAGAAUAUUCAUGGCUCCUUUGAGCAGAGAUUUUUACAUCACAAAAUAAAUGUAAUAAAUCACAAACUUCCCCAUUAUUAAAUCAACAUGUUUGCUUUAGCUUUCACAUUCAAUGUCAUUUUACUGUCCACUACCUUUGAUUACGGGUCAGGACUCUUAGAUUUCAGUUAUGACUCAGGAACCAAUCAUUUGUGGAUAUUUCAAAUACAGUUCGGUUGAUCAUAAAAUUCUGAAAGUUGAACAUUGUGCGGUUUUCCACUCAUGGUUUUUUAUUUUUAUUUCUAUUUUGUAAUUCAUGUUGGGUUGAGAGUAGCCACAAAGCUGUUCAAAGUCUGGUCUUUUUUGUCAUACUGCGAGAAACAUUUAAUAAAGUUUCAACUGAU
Molecule: messenger RNA, 6065 nt
Organism: Myxocyprinus asiaticus (Chinese sucker)
Lineage: Eukaryota; Metazoa; Chordata; Actinopteri; Cypriniformes; Catostomidae
Product: coiled-coil domain-containing protein 106-like
Exons: 9
Coding region: 170-1333 (387 amino acids)
Cellular component (GO): nucleoplasm
Source: RefSeq, a predicted model, not a curated record